UAAUCCAACCAAUCAAAUCCUCCCAAACACACAACAAAAAUCAGUCUGUAAUUAACAUUUUAUACUAUUACUUUAUCAAUUUAACCAACGCCAGCCAGACAGACAUUCCCAUAAAAUCAGAAUCUUUCUAGAAAAAAAAUUCUCACCUUCUUCUUCGUCUUUCAGUUUCUAAAAAUGGCGGAUUCACAAGAAUCACUAAACCCUAAAACCCUCAGAAGAAGAACCCACUCAACAACUAGUAGUAACAAGAUUGAUACUGUCGGUGUUAACGAAAUUGAGAAGGAUCCAACGGUGAAUUUGGAUUCCAGUGAUGAAGAUAGAACUAAUUUGGUUACUAACCAAGAAUCUUUACUUAAUGCUGAUUCUUCUUCUUUGAUUAGUAAUGGAGAAGAAGAAAAUGAGAGUGGGGAUGGUGGGGGUGGGAGAAUUAGGGGCGGAGGUGUUGUUAGUGGUGGUGGCGGUGGUGAUUGUGGUGGAGAAAGAUCAACCAAUUUUGCUGAGAAGUAUAUGUACAGGGCAUCAGCUCCAGCUCAUAGAAGAGUCAAAGAAAGUCCUCUUAGUUCUGAUGCCAUCUUCAGACAGAGUCAUGCUGGAUUGUUCAAUCUCUGUAUUGUUGUGCUGGUCGCAGUCAACAGCAGGCUUAUUAUUGAGAACUUGAUGAAGUAUGGGUUACUAAUUGGAUCUGGAUUUUGGUUCAGUUCUACAUCACUGAGAGACUGGCCACUUUUCAUGUGCUGUCUCAGCCUACCUUUAUUUGCGGUUGCUGCUUAUAUGGUUGAAAAGCUAGCUAAAAAUAAGCUUGUUUCAGAACCUGUUGUAGUUUCUCUUCAUGUACUAAUCACCACAGCUUCAAUCCUGUACCCAGUUUGUAUGAUUCUCAAGUUUGAUUCAGCAGUUAUGUCUGGCGUCACACUAAUGCUUUUUGCUAGUGUUGUGUGGUUGAAGUUGGUGUCAUAUGCACAUACAAAUUAUGAUAUGAGGGCGCUUUCCAAGUCCAGCGACAAGGGUGACAUGUCUUCAAAUUCAUCGGAUACAGAUAACUUCUACAAUGUUAAUAUCAAGAGUCUGGCAUACUUCAUGGUGGCUCCAACUUUAUGUUAUCAGACAAGUUAUCCCCGUACAACAUGCAUUAGGAAAGGCUGGGUGACGCGACAAUGCAUUAAACUGGCAAUUUUUACUGCAUUUAUGGGGUUUAUUGUAGAACAGUAUAUCAAUCCAAUUGUCCAGAACUCCCAACAUCCACUGAAGGGGGAUCUCUUAUAUGCUAUAGAGAGGGUGUUGAAGCUAUCAGUUCCGACUUUAUAUGUGUGGCUCUGCAUGUUCUACUGCUUUUUCCACCUAUGGUUUAACAUACUUGCCGAGGUCCUUCGUUUUGGUGACCGUGAGUUUUACAAAGAUUGGUGGAAUGCAAAAACAGUUGAAGAGUAUUGGAGAAUGUGGAAUAUGCCUGUGCAUAAAUGGAUGGUUAGGCAUAUUUAUUUUCCAUGCUUAAGGAAUGGGAUACCUAAGGGAGUUGCUGUUGUGAUUGCGUUCUUCAUCUCUGCUAUAUUCCAUGAGCUCUGCAUCGCUGUUCCGUGCCACAUAUUCAAGUUUUGGGCCUUCAUAGGAAUAUUGUUCCAGGUUCCCUUGGUUCUAUUGACAAAUUACCUGCAAAAUAAAUUCCAAAACACCAUGGUGGGAAAUAUGGUCUUUUGGUUCUUCUUCAGUAUUCUUGGUCAACCAAUGUGUCUUCUACUGUAUUAUCAUGACGUAAUGAAUCAGAGAGUGAGAACCCCUUAAACUUCCUAAUUUUUCUUACUACAAGAUAUGAUACGUGUCGUGUAGGAAGUUUUCCAGUUCUCUUGGGAUUCAAAAAUGUGCAAGUUCAAGGGUAUUUCCACUCUAGUUCUGUCAAUUGAUGCAUUCGCUAUGUCAUUGCUCAUUAUCCAUCGUAUUUCAAGCCCGACUGCUGUAUACCCUUGCUUGCCAUCGAAGUUAUAAACAUCAGCUCAGCUCAACAUCUCAAGCUAGAAUCCCCAUCUGUAGGUAAAUACUAGUAUCGACAGCAGCGUUCAUUUGAUAUUGUUAGCUCUGUAUAUUAACUCUGUAAUAUUCAUUAGAACAUUGUUUAAUAAAAGUUUUGCCCCCUUAUUAGUCUUAGCGA
Messenger RNA from Papaver somniferum (opium poppy), 2143 nucleotides. Its product is annotated as diacylglycerol O-acyltransferase 1-2-like. NCBI's taxonomy places the organism in Eukaryota, Viridiplantae, Streptophyta, Magnoliopsida, Ranunculales, Papaveraceae. Gene Ontology annotation, molecular function: diacylglycerol O-acyltransferase activity. The transcript has 16 exons. The record is from RefSeq and is a predicted model, not a curated record. Gene Ontology annotation, biological process: triglyceride biosynthetic process. Gene Ontology annotation, cellular component: chloroplast envelope; endoplasmic reticulum membrane. The coding region runs from base 175 to 1779 and encodes 534 amino acids.